Messenger RNA from Cyanistes caeruleus (blue tit), 3993 nucleotides. Lineage: Eukaryota; Metazoa; Chordata; Aves; Passeriformes; Paridae. The record is from RefSeq and is a predicted model, not a curated record.
AUGAGCAUUUGGCAAAUGAUACAAUUUGUGAAUAAAGGUAAAGACAGUUAUACCAGCAGAGUUGUUUCCAACGGACUAAAGGCACAAAUUAAUAAUCCAGAACUGAAAGUCAAAGGAUUGGACCCACUCAUCAACAAUUUAAUUGAUAAACUUAAGCACUUCAAUCAACUGGAUGCCGAGAAGGCAAAGUCGAAGCUGGAGCGAUGGGGUCCCCGAGAUGCUGGCAGUGGGGAUGGAAGGAGUGAGGAGACGGAGUCAAGUGGAGAUUGUGAUGAUGAGGAUGGCUGCCAAGGAUCCGGGGACAGGAUGCACACAGCAGAUGUACUCAAGGACAAGAAAACCCAUCCAGAAAACAGAAACGAACUAAAACCAACAGUGAAAAAGAUUGACACCACAACCACCACAAGCAUUGUCAAGUCAUCCUCCAAACACAGUGUAACUGGAAAUGGGAGCAGCCCAGCCCUGAGUCCCUCCCUCGCUGUUCUGGCAGCACUGGCAGCUCUGUGGCUCUGUCCCCUGUAGCUGCAUUGCCCUGCAGAUGCUGUGCUAGUGCUCCUGUUCACUGUCAUUGAUACCUGCAGCCUUACCUGGCGGGAAACAAAUGGAAAUGGCUCUCUAGUUGAUGUGAUUUGUUAGGAUAAAUAAGAAGUGAAAUGCUGGAGUUGGCAGAUACCAAGUGUCAUCACUUAAAAUGUCUGAAGAUAGCCUUUGGCAAAGCCCACCCAAGGUACAGCGAGGAUGAUCACAAGGGUCUGAGUAGCUUAAGUUAUGGGGUAGAAAUAACUGAAAACACAGAAAUUGUGAAUGUGUGCGUUACUGUUUUUAUCGAUUUCGUUCGCUAGACUCUGACUGGCUGUUUUUUGUUUAAUUUUUCUGGUAAGUUAUAUGAGUGGUCAGUCUUCAAAUUCAAGGCAAUCCAUACUUUGUUUUUUUAGUGAACAGCUAACAAGCUGUGCUACAGUUCAUAGAAUCCCAGAAUGUUAUGGGGCUGGGAUGGACCUUAAAGAUCAGCGAGUGCCAGCCCCGGUACCAGGUUGCUCCCCGUACGGUGAAGAGCUCUCUACCAGCUUGGUGAAAUUCCUAAAUGGUCAAGAAGAUCAAAGCAUGUUUGAAACUUCUUUUCACUCUUACUGUUUAGAUUGUAGGAAGCGACAUAAAAACAUAUGGUGUGUCUAAUAUAUCAGUAUAGUUGCCUUAACUGUGGAAAAAAAUAGAACCACUUUGUUUACUGAGGGACAUAGAUAGUGAGUUUCCCUGCCCCACAAAAUGUCAUUACCAGAUGCUUAAGCAUAUGCUCAAGGCUUAUUGGAUGAAUGUCCAGCAAAGGGAAACAUAAAUAAACAUAAAAAUGUUUUAUCCACUUGAAUGCAGCUCUGUACAGAAAAGGAAAAAGAAAAAAAAUUCAGUUCAAACUUACUUUGCCUAUGAGAUGUUACAUAGAAACCAACUUAAGUUUUCCAUAAAGAUCCCAGAGAUAUAAAUUAUUGGGAAUUCCCAUUAGACACUAACUAGAUUUUGUGUAUUAUGGAUCUCUGAAAUGAACUGUUUCAUAAACUGUGUAUUAUUUAAUUACAUUUACUGUUUAAAAUUUUUGUAUCACAUUAGGUGUAAAUGUAAAACAUUCUGAAAUCUAGAACAUUCUCUGUUAUGCUUCAUCUUGAUUGCUACCCUAGAAAAUGUCAAAUGUGCAUUAUAUUACAAGGCUAUUUUUUUUAAGUCAAUGAUACAUUGAUGCAUUUUAACUUUUUGGAUGAAAAAGUACUAUAAUAACUUCUAAUGGGUUAAGAGUUAAUGUGUGUUUUCCAACAACUGUUUACAGUGCCAUUGAAUAUAUGUAUACAAACACAACUGUAUUAAUACAGUGAUUAAUAUGAUAAAUAUAUGAAACAUUAGAAUUAUUACAUAACUGUUACAACGUUUAAUGGCCAUUUUCAUGUUGUAGACUAUUCUUAUGUACAGUUUUGUAAGAUUUAAUGUAAAACACUUGCCUUUGGCUUUUUGUAAGACAUCUCUUUGAUAGUUGGCGUUACCCAGUCACUGAGAUUACUCAGAGGAGGAGCCCUGGAUCUCACUAACCAGCUUCAGGCAUUUUAUUGGCACCUUUGAUUCUAGAAGCCUGACUCAAAGAAGGUGCCAUGGGCCAGGAUUACUGCUGGGUGUCACCACACAGGAGGUGACAAUAGUACAGAACAAGCACACAGUAAGUCAACAAAGCUCACUACGCUCACACAUUUCCAGACAGCAUCAGUGAACAUGUCUAAUUAUGUUUGCAAACGUGGGGCUUGAGUUUCAUUUCCAGAUUUGGUUCCGAGAUCAUAUUUAUGACAUAAAGGUAUGAUCAGAGCCAUGGAUGCACCCAGCUGCAAAGGCAGCGUCUCUGAAGUGGCAGCAGCUAAAUUUUCUAAAAGAUAAUUUGAUUUUAGUGUUACAGAGGUAAAAUGGAGAAGAUAUUUACAUUAAAUAUUUUAUAUUUUAACUCUGAUUUUUUCACAAUGGUAAGGAUAUUAGUAUCACUAAGGAGUGCUUCCCAGUCCAAUCAGUGAAAAUCAGUUUUCCCAAACGUAUUGAAACGGCUGUCCUGUGUUUUCCAGGGUUUGUGAGCUGCACCAAUCUAUGGAACAUUAAUUAAAAAUGCUGGUUUUUGUAUUCAUUUCUGGUGCCCUUUGGAAAAGUGCUGUUUUACCUGCAGAGGCGUGCAGGUCCCAUCGUUUGUGCAGUGGAAGGACUCUGUAAUGCCUGUCAGAAUCCUGCACUGUGGUGCUGAGUGAGACAGGAGCUGUGUGUGCACACAGAGAUGGACCUGGCUGCUCACACUCAGCACCCGCCCCCAGCUCACACCAAGCACUGUGGCCUCACUGCAGCAAUUCCAGCCCCAUUUGGUGUCCUCACACUUAGAGUGCUCAGUCAUCCUUCAGGCCCUGAAAGUGUCAGUCAGAAUUCCUAUGGAUAGGAGUUUCAGGGCUGGGCUCCAAUCCUGGCAGAUGUCAGCUGUGCAGUUUGGAGUUCCCAGGUUUUCCUCACCUGCAGAGAGGGAACUCGAAGAGCCAGAGCCAGGUGUGUGUGUCUGAGGUCUGUUCUGGAAAAGGUUUCAGCGGCGAUCCCACCAGCCACGUGUUCAGCAGAAGGCCCCCAGGAGCAAAUAUGUGAUAAUUCACUCAGGGGGUUAUUUGUUGUUGCUAAAUGUCAUCAUUUGGCUAAACAGAAACCUCUGAAAAAUCAAGGGUUUGGAUUUGGGGAUUGGUUGGCAAAUGUGUGUAUUCAACAAGUAAACCCUUUAAAAGUUUCUAUAACAAAACACAACAAGUUCAACUCAUGGGAUGAGAUAGAAUCAACUCAUUUCCUUGGACUCAAACAAUAUUUUUUUAGGCACAACUUGAUGCAGAAUGAGGGAAGAGGGCUCUACAUCACUUAAUACAUUUCAUGCAAAAACACUUCUACACUGUAAGAAGAGUACUGGUCAAACCAGCAUGAAAUAUGUUCACAGUGAGCAUCAAAAAUGGUGCCAUUUUAAAGGGCAGUGCAGUUUCUUUUUACUAGUGGUUUAUGAUUAUUUUUCUCCCUCAAGAUCAGUUGCAUUUACAUAUUUCAAAAAGAAUGUUUUCCAUCCAACAAACCAUCUAUACCAGCAUAAGCAAAACCAACUGGCUGUGUCAGAUAAAGGAAGCAUUCAUUUUCAGAUGAAUAAGAUACCUGCUUUACAAAGUCUUAGUUUGUUACCCAGGACACUGUAAUUAUGAUGUAAUUACAAAGGUCUAAAUUCAAAAUACUUUUGAACUUGUAUAUGUAAUCUCAGUGUAAAAUAAGGUACCAGUCUAAGAACAUUGCUAUAGCCUUGCCUAACAGUUAUGAAUUGUAUUUAGCCACUGCUUUCUGAUUGUUUAUUGUUUUACUAUGACUUUCUUUGAAUAUUUUGCUGUGCCCACAUUUGUGAAUGCCAGCGUUGGAAAAUAACUGCUGUCAUACAUUUGUGAGUAAAAUCAAUGUACAAUUUUC